This is a messenger RNA of Dioszegia hungarica, 1362 nucleotides long. RefSeq names its product endoplasmic reticulum protein. Gene Ontology annotation, molecular function: Hsp70 protein binding. Gene Ontology annotation, cellular component: endoplasmic reticulum membrane. NCBI's taxonomy places the organism in Eukaryota, Fungi, Basidiomycota, Tremellomycetes, Tremellales, Bulleribasidiaceae. Gene Ontology annotation, biological process: cellular response to misfolded protein. Bases 1 to 1362 code for a protein of 453 amino acids. The transcript is spliced from 6 exons. The record is from RefSeq and is a predicted model, not a curated record.
AUGGAGGUCAACAAAGAGGAGGCCCUGCGAUGCCUGCACAUCGCUCAGCGGCAUCGUAACUCGUCCAAUCUCCCCUCGGCCAUAAAGUUCGCUCGGAAAUCAGUCUCCCUCUUCUCGACACCAGAAGGCGAGGCGAUGGUCUCCAUCCUCCAACGAGAAAUAGCCGUCUCGGAACAGGCGGAAGCUUCAGGUAGUGGCGCGGCAACGCCUGAUGCCUCAGCGGGGUCGAGCUCAUCGACCAAAGCCAGCGGGGUGGAGGAACAUCUAUCCUCCGCAAAGCAGCGGCCGGGGCAUACUGCUGCUGCCGCCGCGGAGAAGAGCAAGAAGCGGGAAUAUACGCCAAAGCAGAUGGAGGUGGUCAAGCGGGUCAAGGGGUGCAAGCACCACGAAUACUACGAGAUACUGUCCAUUGAGAGGACGUGCGAAGAGAGCGAUGUGAAGAGGUCGUACAAAAAGCUGGCUCUAGCUUUACAUCCAGAUAAGAACGGAGCGCCCGGCGCCGAUGAGGCUUUCAAGAUGGUAUCGAAAGCAUUCCAAGUCUUAUCAGACCCAAAUCUCCGGGCAGCUUUCGACUCAAAUCCCCAUUCCGACCCAACAUCAAGAGGUGGAGGUGGAGGUGGCGGAGGUGGAGGAGGCAUGUACCGAGGUGGUGGAGGCAUGCCGCCCGGAUUCGGAGGAGGGAACGGGAUGUACACUGAGAUCAAUCCGGAAGAUCUGUUCAAUGCGUUCUUCGGUGGCGGAAUGGGCGGCGGGUUUGGGAGACAGCAGAACGUCUUCACAUUCGGAGGAAAUGGCUUUGGUCAACCACGGCGACGUCAACCUGCCAGACCAGCCGGCGCCAAUGGUCAAGCACAAGAAGCCUCGUCCCUUGUCGCCCUACUCCCCAUCAUCAUCCUCUGCGCAUUCGCACUCCUUUCCCAACUACCUUCCCUCUUUAACCUCAGCACGCCGGACCCGUCCUACUCGUUCGAGAUGACACCGCAGUACUCUCACUCACGGUCGACGUGGAAUUGGAAUGUUCCGUACUACGUGAACGAGGCGGAAUGGGGAGCGAGCGAGGUCUGGAAGUCGGUUCCAGAAGCGAGGAGGGGAGAGCAGAAGGCGGCCAUGUUCUCCAGUAGGGUGAGAGGGUUCGAGCGGCAGGUCGAGAGUGUGUACGCAGGGAGAUUGCGGAACGAGUGUGAGCGGUUCCUUGAUCUCAAGGAACGGCGCGUCUCGCAAGAGUCUGGCUUCUUCGGGAUAGGCGCAGACUUUGAGAAGAUCAGGAAGAUCCGCAUGGAGUCGAAUCCGGCGUGCGACCAGCUGCGGAAAUGGGGGAUCGGGACGUCCCAGCAGCAGCGACAACCCGCGGGUUUCUUUUGA